AUGUUUUCGUUCUCAUUUAAGAAGGGUACAAAGCGGAAGUUGUGCGAACAAACGCUGUCACUCAUACGACGAUUGAACGAAUCUUCAUGGAGAUCUCAUCCAGUGUUGUUACCGUUCAGUCUGUUUUACGACUACAAGACUGUCCAGAAGGGUGGCAAGAAGAACACUUAUAACUGCGAUUACCCGCUUACUGAAGAAGAUCUGCGAGGAGAAAAAGUGACAGUCCACGUUGAUGAUGAUUAUGGAACGGCUCAAGAAAAAAUUUCUUCCGACGGUGCUACUCUUACUGACCUUCAGAAAGCAGCUGAGCAAAAACGUCAAACCAUUGAGGAUCAGAGUGAAACAACAUCAACAAACCCGACAGAGAAGGUCUCUAAGGUGGCUGACCCUCUUGUCGAGAAAUUUGGCAAGCAGAUGCCUGUACAGGAACAGCCAGCUAUCUCGCUUCCUUGGCAGUUCAUCGAUAUGUUUCCUCAGGUGGAGCUCUCGGAAAGCAAUGCUCAGCUUGAUGAAGAAGACGAGGGAGAUGAAUACCUUGACUAG
Messenger RNA from Cooperia oncophora, 543 nucleotides. Lineage: Eukaryota; Metazoa; Nematoda; Chromadorea; Rhabditida; Trichostrongylidae. The record is from the annotation of a GenBank genome assembly.